Molecule: messenger RNA, 2913 nt
Organism: Protopolystoma xenopodis
Lineage: Eukaryota; Metazoa; Platyhelminthes; Monogenea; Polystomatidea; Polystomatidae
Source: the annotation of a GenBank genome assembly
AUGUCUUCAACUCUGAUAUCCAGCGUCUUGGCGCGACUCUUUGCGCCAACAUUUUUAUUUUUAGUUUGUUUAGCACAAGGUACCAGGGUGACAUACCGGAUAGACGAAGAAGUCGCGAUUGGCAUGCGUGUAGGCAACCUUCUCGACCAGUUCGACAGCAUCAAUAAUCGGCUGCGUUUCUUGAAAAUGGCAAACCCAGAAGAUGGAUCGCAAUACUUCACGGUGGGUGAAUUCUCCGGUGAAAUAAGCGUGUUCAAACGACUCGAUAGAGAGGCCUUGUGCUCGAGCCAAAGCAGUCUUAUUGGCUCUCAGUGCAUGCUUCAGAUGAGUGUCAAUUGUCUACAGUCGAGUGACCCAAGUGCUUCAUCCAUGGGCCCGGCUCGCCUUGUCGACCAGGUGGAUGUGUUCAUUGAGAUACACGACAUCAACGACAAUGGAUGUCAAUUUCGACCUUCAGCAAGGCAGUUGGUGCAUCUCCUCGAGGACGCUAGGCCGGGGGAAACGAGAAUUCUUCUCAACUUGCCCCAUGACCCGGACGGAGCUGAGAUGGGCUACAGCAUCCAACCAGAUCGCAUCCGCCUUGAAUAUCUCCCGAGUCAGAACUCGACGGCUGAGCAACGGUUUCGCUUGAACGUGGCGCAAAUCGGCGCCAACAACGAGGCAACAGGGCAUAACUCGAAAAUGCACGACUACCCCAGACCGCUGAGUCAGUCAUCGGGCACCGAGCAAAACUUUCGCCUCGAGCUUGAGCUUAUUGCAGAGUUGGAUUAUGAACAACAGAAAGAAUACAAGUUGCUGGUUGUGGCAGGAGACAGUUCGUCAAACGCAACCUACUCAUGCACUCUGGAAGUCACCAUCCAAGUCGACGACACCAAUGAUCAUGUACCAACUUUUGAUCGCGAUGUCUACACUGUAGACGUGGAGGAGUACGCCAACUUAGGCCACCUCAUCGCGACAGUUGCAGCCAAAGACAAGGACUCUGGUGAUAACGCCCGUAUCAUCUACUGGUUCGAUCCAUUCACGCCGGAGGUGGCCUUGUCUACGUUUAGUCUAAACGAAUCGUCUGGCGCCAUUCGACUCGAGCGUCAGCUCAACUACCAUCGGACGCCGGAAUACCGACUGACAAUUCGUGCCAGCAAUCCAGGCGCCAUGGAAACAAUGAACGCUGGACAGAGGUCGUCCGGCUCGUCAGGCGGACGACCAUUUACGGCCGGACGAUUUGGUACCACUCAACUUGUGGUGACUGUGCGUGACGUCAACGAUCAGGCGCCCAAGAUCAAGAUGUACUCCCCGACUGGCAGUCUGGAGCUGACGAUUCCGGAAGAGUCGGUGGCCAACCAAGACGUGGCAUCGAUUUCCGUGACAGAUGACGACUCCGGAGAAAACGCCAGGAUUUCUUGUGAACUGGCAUAUCAAUCGGCCGAUGGCAUUCUGCGAUUGGGAGAAUUGAAUUCGGAAGUUCGUAGUUCAACAGAGGGAAGGCGUCCGCACCUUGCCUACCAUAGUCCGGGAUCUGGCCUCUUGGACAAAGAAAGUCCAGGGGUUCGAAAGUACAAACUGGUUGUAGAAAAGAGCAUUGACCGCGAACGGUUGGCAGUUGUUCACUUCACUCUGCGCUGUUGGGAUCACGGCAUUCCACGACAAAUGAUGAACCAAUCGAGCAGUUUGCGGGUGCUCGACAUUAACGACAACGCUCCACUGUUCCCGGUAGAACGAUACGUUGUCAACUCGUUUGAGGACCAGCAUCCAGAACGCGUGAAGGCCAAUUAUGCGCUGAUCCAAGUGAAGGCUAGCGAUUUGGAUGAAGGUGAAAAUGGCCGGAUUCGGUACAGUUUAGAUCCUGAGACACCGUCUAACCUGCUCAAUCUGCUUCAAGUUGACCCGGACACGGGCUGGCUCAGCUCCACUGGAGGAUUGGAUCGCGAACAAUUGCCUGAAUUCACUUUGACAAUAGUUGCCGAAGAUGCCGGCCUGCCGACACCACAGACCGGCAGUGUGAAAGUUCAUGUACGCCUUCUUGAUGUGAAUGAUGAGUCACCAGUUUUCCAGCGUUCCGAGUACAUUUUUGGCUUGAGAGAAAACCAGCCAAUCGGUCAACUGGUCGGAGUGAUCUAUGCCGCCGAUAGUGAUCUUGGCCAGAAUGCUGAAGUCACCUUUCGACUGGAGGAGGCCAGUUUGGUCACUCCAGCUUUGCAACAAUCUGGUGCUCAAAGGAUCAUGACUCAAAUAGGUCUUAACUCCGAUCUCGUCCCGCCGGGACUUCGGCAGUCAAGGAAAAGAGUGAUGCCACAAUUACAGCAUCAACUGCAGAAAAGCAGUCUGCUACGACUUGUAGUUAAGCGUAUAGAGUCAACGAGUACAUUUGCUGAAGAAAGUGCGGAAGGUUUGGCCUCUUGGCUUUCCGCCCGGGAAGGUGCUUCCGUCUACCAGAUUGACCUCUUCACAAAUGCCUCUGUAGAUCGAGAAGCUCUGCUCUCAGAGGCGGUCAGUAGCAGUGACGAAGGCACGGAUAUUGAGGGUGAGGAACUUGGCAGACUCAGCAGAGAUGGUGAAGAUCUCCAACACCGUUACAGUGAAAUGCUCGUUGGACGGAUGGGUUUCGAAGUUGCCAUGACUGGACUGCAUUCAUCCUCGACACGGCUAGCAACAGCCACGGAUUCUGUGGAGUAUGAUGCUUCAGCUCCGUUGCUAGUAAUGCACAUGCGAGCCAGUGAUCAUGGCGUUCCAAGCCGGCUUGGCCGCACGAAGAUAUGUCUACGAAUCCUUGAUCAGAACGACAAUGUACCAAGAUUAACUUUUCCCGACCCCAACAACCUAAAUGCCUCAUAUGUCCUCGUUUCCUACAAGGAGUUAGUCGGGUACGAUUUUACCAAAGUGAGUGUAAAAAUGCUCAAAAAGUGCCUAUUAUUUUAA